AUGAUAACACCUUCCAUAGAGUUUAAAUACUUUUGUUCGAGUCUUGACACUGUUAACCAAAACAGUCCAAUAGAAAAGUUUCUGAAAGAAACAUUGCGUUUUGCCUGUGGCUGCCUAAAUAGACGUCGUAACGGAACAAUAUACUUUGGAAUAGCAGAUGACAAACCAGUUGAUGGGAUUAAACGCAGACAUGGCCAGGUAGUUGGAUUCCCCAUCAUGGAAGUAGACAUGGAUAGCAAAACUAAGUACGCAGAUGCACUAAAUGAGGCCAAAUCAAAAUGCUUUGACUCACCAGAAGCAAAUAUAGCAGCAAAGGAAUGUAUCAAAACACCUGUAUUUGUCAAAGUUGCCCCCUCCUCCGAACAGGUACCAUUGUUUGUUAUGGAGGUUGACAUUGAACCAUAUUCAUCCUUUUGCGAAGGCAUAAAAUUCAAGUUGGAUCUGACAAAAAUAUGUAAAAAGAAACUAAAUCCAUUUCUAUUCGUUCGUGAUGAUGCAGAAACUAGGAGGAUAGAUAGCAAAGAAGAGGAAUUACAUUUUGUACGUACCCUAAGUAAAUGGGAUCAAAAACGCAAAAUUGAAGAGAGAUCAGUCAGUAGACAAUUUUCCACUGAAAACGACCAUAAAUACUUGGCAGAAAAACUCUGUAACAAAUUAUGCAGGCACAGCAAUCAUUUUAACCUAUCACUUUGGCCUAUUUUAGUUUCAAGCAAGCCAUCAGAUGAAUUGAAAGAAAACCUUUUAAAAGCUCUCAGUUUUAUUUCAAAUAUUCACUGGUCUGCAGUUUUUGAAUUUGAUGAUGAAUCAUCCUGCAAUGGUUUAUGCAAACAUUUUUUCAGUACACCUCAAACAACCCUUACAAGUGGAGAAAUCUUUAGGGAUGUCGAGAACAAUAAUGAUUUAAGGGACCAAUUAAAACUACCAGAAAACAAUGUAUUCAUAUACUGCAAUGGACGCUCUGAAAUAAGAAAACCCCACCUCAGAAAACGCGACUGGAAGAAACAGUAUUCUCCAAAUGUUAAAGCUGCAAUAAACUUUUUUCAACAGAGAUCAGUAAUACCACUUGGGAGAACAAUAAUACUAUUUCUGCUUCAAGGCAAUGACUUUGACGGGUUUCUUCAUAUAUUUGGAGAGAUGAUAACAUUCUUUGACAGUCAAACAAUACUGUUAUGUGAAGACAGAAACAUUUUCAAGUCAUUUAAAGAACAAGCACUACUUCAGGACAUUGUAGACCUUGAAGACCUUGAACGUAACUGUAUUGUUGGAAUGACAUGGGAACAAACUAAUGAUACUAUCAAUGCUUUACUAGGUGUUGAGAAACAAUCUGUUACAUCAAUACCUACAAGCACUGGAGGUGCAGUAGAUGUAGAACUAAAAGUUCAAGAAAGUUGGAAUACACUGCAAAUCUUGAGCUACAAUCAAUGUGAGGAUAGACAGUUUGAAACACCAUUGGAUAAACAACAGUUUGGUAAAGAGAAGGAACUGAAGUUUUACCAAGGUAAUAGGGUUGAGUGGUGGAACUUUUUCUUUGAGGGACAUGUUAUGACAAGGCACUGCUUUAGGAACUUGAGGAAUAAGGUUCAUGAUGCUCUUACAGGUCAGAAAUCAGAUAAAACAAAAGUUGUUCCUAUUAUUCUUAACCAUGAACCUGGUGCAGGGGGUUCAACUUUAGUCAGACACAUCCUUUGGGAGUUCCACAAGGACUUUAGAUGCGCAGUUGUAACAAAACUACUUGAGAAAACGGCGGGGGACAUACUUUCAUUUUGGCGUUACAAAGAGAAAGAUAUCAGAUAUGCACAACCAGUCUUGCUGGUGAUCGAUUCUGUUAUUGAAUAUAAGCUGGACCUUGAUGAAUUGCAUCGCCUUGUAACAAUAGAAUCGUGGAAGAUGGAAAGCAAUACAAAAAAACCUGUAUGUGUUUUCCUCAUUUGUAAAAGAGAAGAGUCUAUCAACAGUUUCCCUAGAACACACCACCAAGACAUUUCUGCUUUGGUCUAUCUUCCACAGAAGGUUGGGAAGGCUGAAAAGGAAUGGCUUACGAACAAAAUACAGCAGCUAGAAGACACAAGCAGAGACCUUGGCCUUACACAUUUCAAGGGAGAAUAUUUCAUUUCCUUCAUGAUUUUGCAUUCAAACUUUGAACAGGAAUUUCUUCAAGAAACAAUUCACAAUUUACUGAAGGAUAUGAACGUUGAGGAUAGACUAUUCAAACUACUUAUGUAUGUCGCUCUUGUGAUCAGAUAUGUUAGUCCGCCAAAAGGAGGGGCAGCUAUAGCAAUCCCAGUUGAAUGUUGUAGUGAACAUAUGGGACUUCACUCGAGAAUAGACACUGGGCUGCAAAAAAACUCCCUUUGGGAAAACAACUUAGAUGGCCCCCUUAAGAUAUUACUGCUGAUUGAGAUGAAAGAAUAUGGAAGUGGGAAACAGAUUCGGAUGGCACAUCCAAACUUAGCGAGAGCUGUUAUUGGAUGCAUUCAAACUAAAUAUCUUUACUGUGAGCUAUCAAGUAUUGCUAUGGAUUUUCUGAGAUCAGAUCUUCUCAAGACGACUUCCUAUGGUAAAAAGUUUCUGAACCAACUGACCGUUGAAAUGCUCACGCGACGCAAGAAGGAAGAAUAUAAUGAUGAUGAAAAUACCUAUUUCAGCCCAUUGAUCGCAAGCAUACUUUCUGAAAGUGGUCAGUGCAAACCUGCAGCAAAUGUUUUAGGGAAAGGUUUUGAAUUAUUGAAAGACAGUUCCAUUGCACAUCAACUGGCUCGUUUACACGUACACUACAAGGAAUAUGAUUUGGCCAAAGAGUGGGCAAAACAGGCUGUGGAACUAAGUCCCAGAAGAUCAAUAUUUUUACACACUUACGAAAAUGUCUUCAAGCAAAAUUUUUUGAAUUUAAAAAUAUGGGAUUCAAAGAAUCCUGUAAAUCCAGCAGAUGAAGCAACAACUGGUGCAUUAGAUUUGGCAUUGGAAGCACUGAGGCAUUUCCAAAAUGCAUGUACAUGUGAAAAAUUUGAAAAGAACCUUUUGGCACAUCAUGAUACUCUUUCAACAGUUUUAUGCAUAGCGAGGUUCAUCAAUGAAAUAGUUGGCAUCAGGAGAGAUGAACUAUCUAAUUAUUUCACAGAAGAUGUUGUUCCAGAAGCUGUAGUUUGCUGGGAGAACUAUCACAGUAAACUCAAAAUGCUGUUUUCUAUAGGUUUUGAAGCAGUUGAAGAGUUAGAUGAACACAUAUAUUACAAACAAUGUUCAUAUGCGUCAAAGUAUAAUCAACAGAAUGACGCACACAGAAUUUCUAGAUGCAUAAAAGGUAAACUUCCGGACAUGUUUGAAGACUUUAUAAAUUUCUUUUGCCCAAGAACAGAUUUAAAUGAUCCGCCUCCUUAUGUGAAAUCAGAUGAACUCAGAGAUGGGUGGCAUAGGCGGUGUAUUGUGAGUUUGGGUGGAAAGAGAUUAGUUGACAUCUUCAGAAUUACUUUAAGUGACACCAAAGACGCUGCUACUCAACUACUGUAUACAGUCCGUAGACACUUGAAGGAAAUCAAAGAGGCUUCUGCGGAUGACUAUCUAACUCUUGUUGCAGUGAAUUUAGCACUUGCACAAAUGAGAGCUGCGAAGCAAAAUAGCAUGACCGAUCUGUACGGAUAUUGUAAGCAGAUAAUACUUGCCGAAAGAAAACGAAAUGUGAUACAUAUGGCGUAUAUGUAUAUAGUGAUGUUGCAAUGGCCACGAAAGACACAAGAAAUACAGUAUGAUCAUGACCUAAUGAAGAAAGCAAUGCGUUAUCUUUUUGAUGAAUCCAGAGCUAAAAAGCAUCAAAAACUAAAAGCUGAAAAUGAAUUUUUCAAACGUGAAAAUAAUAUCUACCACAGUGUUACUCUCUUUUUCCUUGGAAAAGAGAGGGGACUUUCUCGGUUUAUAUACCAUUCUCAUCUGUUUGGUAAAAGGAAACAAAAGGACCUCAGAGAGGAAGUGUGGGAGAGACAUGAUAUCAAAGAAAGACUUCAGUUAGUAUAUGGCUACACUAAGAUCAGACACAACAGUUGUGCUAUAAGCAUUGUUGCUGACAUGGAACAAUAUGGACUAGAUAAUGAAAUAGAAGUGAGGAACCUGAAAUGUAGACCUCUUGAGCUGUCAGAGAGACCUGUAUCGUUUUACCUGGGAUUUUCCUUGUCUGGCCCAGUUGUGUGUUACGUAUGUCCCACAGAAACGAAUCUUGGUGGUUUGCGGUUUGCUGUAGAUAACAUUGAGUAUUCACAACUCACAAAGGCAGAGUUAUUAAACUUACAAAGGGAAAUUGAACAACUGAAGACUAAAGCCCGCCUGAAUGAAAAGGAGGAAGUCCUCAUCAGGGACGAAAGAGAAAUCGCGGAAGCUCUUUGGAGAUUUGAAUCAGAUAAGACCAUCUUUGACUGAAGAUAACACAAGGUGUGGGCAAUGAAUUUGAGAAAGAAAAAAUUUCAAAGAAAACUCAUUGCGCACACACGACUGGAUGUUAUGACUUUGAGUAUGAAAUUUCAUAGACAAAGUUAAUGAACACGGUUUUACGUCUCCUGUCCUCAUGUCGGGAAUCGAACACGGGCCACUGGUGUAUCCAGCCCACGUUUUAACAAUCAGGCUAUCCCUGCCCGUGUAAAGGCUAAACAUGCACACAACUCAUACCAGCAUACCUGUCGACAUGCAGAACUUUGUCUCAUUAAUUCCAUAUAUAGGAUAGCUACGUGAUAAAUCGCAAAGAACAAUGAAGAACGAAGCGUGGUUCUUUUCACCAAAAAACAUUGUUCUCUAAUGACGUCAUUUCUGGAGAUUCGAAAAUGCACUCGCAACUUGAUGACGUCGUAAAUUGGACGACGUUAUUUUUGAGAGGAAGUGUCUAGUGAUUUGUUCCACAUAGAUGUAGCUGGACAGCGCAGAUGAGCGUUCAUCGAACGAUGGCACCAAAAAGUGGGAGAGACAAUCGUUAUUGGUAGUAAAGGCACAGAUAAUCGACGUGAAACUUGUAAGAAUAUGCGGGAGAGACCAAAUCCCC
Haliotis rufescens (red abalone) is the source of this 5020-nucleotide messenger RNA. RefSeq names its product sterile alpha motif domain-containing protein 9-like. Lineage: Eukaryota; Metazoa; Mollusca; Gastropoda; Lepetellida; Haliotidae. The transcript is spliced from 2 exons. Gene Ontology annotation, molecular function: protein binding. The record is from RefSeq and is a predicted model, not a curated record. The coding region runs from base 1 to 4407 and encodes 1468 amino acids. Gene Ontology annotation, cellular component: cytoplasm.